AUGCCCCCUGCCCCGGGCUUCCAGGGGCCUGAGACUCUGCAGGCAGAAGUCGGGGAGCUGGUGUCCUGCGGCGAAGGCACCAGCAAAUCUAGGCUGACGCUGUCGCCUUUAGGGACAGUCAACAUCAACCGCUUGCUAGCAGGAGAGCCAGGCCCCGAUGAGAACCAGGUCCCCUGCUGGCAGCUUCCGGCCUUGGAAGAAUCUUCCGUGGACCGGCUCGUGGGCUUUUCUCCGUCCACUCCCGUGCGCUGCCAGUGGGGCACUGCGGGGCGCUCACACGGCAGCUGGGUGUCCUGUCACGAGGCCAGCAGCCCCGCAGGCAGGCGCCUCCCCGAGCCAACAGGGUUGCUGACGCUGACCCCCAGGACCGUUCUGAGGUUUAAGGAGAGGGUCUCCCACAGCUCCUGGGUCCACCCAGCUCCCAGCUCCACCGACGGCAAGAUGCCUUCCCACCGGUGGCCAGAGGCCUGGGCCUCCCUGCGGAAGACGGUGGUCACCCUGUGCCUGCUGUGCAGCACGUCCCUGUCCCCCACGCGGGGGCAGGCCAGGAUUCCUCUGGAAACAGUGAAGCUGUGGGCAGACACCUUCGGCAGGGACCUGUAUGACACUGUCACCAAGUACUCGGGCUCCCUCCUGCUGCAGAAGAAAUACAAGGACGUGGAGCCCAGUCUGAAGAUCAAGGAGGUGGAUGGCUUGGAGCUGGUGAGGAAGUUCUCAGAGGACAUGGAGACCAUGCUCCGCAGGAAAGUGGCGGCCGUCCAGAAUCUGGUCGAGGCUGCCGAGGAGGCUGACCUGAACCACGAAUUCAACGAGUCCCUGGUGUUUAACUAUUACAACUCUGUCCUCAUCAAUGAGAAGGACGCAGGCGGAGCCUACGUGGAGCUGGGGGCCGAGUUCGUCCUGGAGGCCAACGCGCACUUCAGCAACCUGCGGGUGAACACGUCUCUGAGCAGCGUGCAGCUGCCCACCAAUGUCUACAACAAAGACCCGGAUAUUUUGAAUGGAAUCUACAUGUCCGAAGCCUUGAACCCUGUCUUUGUGGAGAACUUCCAGAGAGACCCGACGCUGACCUGGCAGUACUUUGGCAGCUCGACAGGGUUCUUCCGCAUCUACCCAGGCAUCAAAUGGACGCCUGAUGAGAACGGGGUCAUCACCUUCGACUGCCGGAACCGCGGCUGGUACAUACAAGCUGCCACGUCCCCGAAGGACAUCGUGAUCGUGAUGGACACGAGCGGCAGCAUGAAGGGGCUGCGGAUGGCCAUCGCCAAGCACACGGUCUCCACCAUCCUGGACACGCUGGGGGAAAACGACUUCGUGAACAUCAUCUCGUACAACGACUACAUCCACUACCUCGAGCCUUGUUUUAAAGGGAUCCUGGUCCAGGCGGAUCGGGACAACAGAGAGCACUUCAAACAGCUGGUGGACAAGCUGAUGGUCAAAGGUGUGGGGGUCGUGGGCCAAGCCCUCAGUGAGGCCUUCCAGAUCCUGCAGCAGUUCCAAGAGGCCGGGCAAGGAAGCCUGUGCAACCAGGCCAUCAUGCUGAUCACCGAUGGGGCCGUGGAGGACCACAGGACAGUGCUGGAGAAAUACAACUGGCCGCACCGCAAGGUCCGGCUCUUCACUUACCUGAUCGGGAAGGAAGUAAGUUUUGCUGACCGCUUGAAGUGGAUCGCGUGCAAUAACAAAGGCUACUACACGCAGAUCUCCACUCUGGCGGACGCCCAGGAGAACGUGAUGGAAUACCUGCAUGUGCUCAGCCGGCCCAUGGUCAUCAACCACAACCAUGACAUCACCUGGACCGAAGCCUACAUGGACAGCAAGGUGGGGCCCCAGGGAGCGCAGAGCAUGGCGCUGCUGACCACCGUGGCCAUGCCUGUCUUCAGCAAGAAGAACGAGACGCGAUCCCACGGCAUCCUCCUGGGUGUGGUGGGCUCUGACGUGGCCCUGAGAGAGCUGAUGAAGCUGGCGCCCCAGUACAAGCUUGGGGUGCACGGCUAUGCCUUUUUGAGCACUAACAAUGGCUACAUCCUCUCACAUCCUGACCUUCGACCCCUGUACAGAGAGGGGAAGAAACUGAAGCCCAAGCCCAACUACAACAGCGUGGACCUCUCGGAAGUGGAGUGGGAGGACCGGGCCGGAACCCUGAGAACAGCCAUGAUCAACAGGGAGACAGGGUCUCUCUCCAUGGACGUGAAGGUUCCGCUGGACAGAGGGAAGCGAGUUCUUUUCCUGACCAACGACUACUUCUUCACGGACAUCAGUGACACGCCUUUCAGUUUGGGAGUGGUGCUGUCCCGCGGCCAGGGCGAAUACGUCCUCCUGGGGAACACGUCUGUGGAAGAAGGCCUGCACGACCUGCUUCACCCGGACCUGAGCCUGGCCAGCGACUGGAUCUACUGCGUCACGGACAUCGACCCCGAGCACCGCAGGCUCAGCCAGCUGGAGGCCGUGGUCCGCUUCCUCACCGGGCGGGACCCAGCCCUGGAGUGCGACGAGGAACUAUUGCAGGAGCUGCUGUUUGACGCGGUGGUGACGGCCCCCAUGGAGGCGCACUGGACGGCACUGUCCCUCAACACCUCCGAUGAGUCCGAGCAUGUGGUGGACAUGGCCUUCCUGGGCACCCGGGCCGGCCUCCUCAGAAGCAGCCUGUUCGUGGGCUCCGAAAAGGUCUCUGACAAGAGGUUCCUGACGCCGGCGGACGAGGCCAGCAUCUUCACCCUGGACCACUUCCCUCUGUGGUACCGCCAGGCCGCCGAGCAGCCUCCGGGCAGCAUGGUCUUCAACCUCUACUCGGCAGAGGGACCAGAAGAUACAGACAAGCCGAUGGUGGUGACCGUGAGCACAGCUGUAGCCGUGACCAUGGACAACAGGACAGCCAUCGCUGCAGCCGUGGGCGUGCAGAUGAGGAUGGAGUUCCUGCGGCGUACGUUCUGGGCGGCCACCCGGCAGUGCGGCGCUGCGGAGGGUCCGUGCCCGGAGAGCUGCCAGGACAGUGGCCUGGACUGCUUCGUCAUAGACAACAACGGAUUCAUCCUGAUCUCGGAGAGGCCCCAGGAGAUGGGACGAUUCCUGGGGGAGGUGGACGGCGCCCUCAUGACCCAGCUGCUCAGCAUGGGGGUGUUCAGCCGAGUGACCAUGUACGACUACCAGGCCAUGUGCAAACCUCCGACCCACCACCACAGCGCCUCCCAGCCCCUGGUCAGCCCCAUCUCUGCCCUCCUGACUGCUACCAGGUGGCUGGUGAACGAGCUCUUGCUGCUCCUGCUGGAGUGGAGCGCCUGGGGCUCCUGGCAUGGGGACAGUGGGGCCGAGGCCAAGGCCGUCUUCCAUCACUCCCACAAGCACAAGAAGCAGGACGUGCUGCAGCCCUGCGACACCACCUACCCCGUGUUCGCGCACGAGACGGCCACCCGGGGGGCCAACGGCAUCGUGGAGUGCGGGGGCUGCCAGAAGACGUUCGUGAUGCAACAGAUUCCCUCCAGCAACCUUCUCCUCCUGGUGACGGACCCCGCCUGCGACUGCAGCGUCUUCCCGCCAGUCCUGCAGGAGCCUACGGAAGUCAAAUAUAACGCCACGGUCAAGUGUGACAAGAUGCGCUCCCGGAAGCUCCGCCGGCGACCGGAUGCCUGCCACGCCUUCCAUCCAGAGGAGAAUGCCCAGGACUGUGGCGGCACCUCGGACACCUCAGCCUCACUCCCCCUGUUCCUGCUGCCUCUGGGUGCCUGGGUACUGCUGCCCCAGCUGCUGCGGUGACACCUGCUCCGGCCGGCCGGUUUUGACAAGGUGACCCUUCCAGAGACAUUGUAAAGAGUCAGCAGCUGAAGUGGGGUCCAGCGCUCUACACUUAGGUUCUCACCCAGGUCCAUGCUCAUCCAGUCUUGGGCUGAUGGUCCCCUGCCCCCGAGAUUGCUGGACGGAACCAGAAAUCACUCCCAGAGACCUUCCGGGUGCCUGGUACCGUCCACCCCGUGUCUCAAUGGGCAGCCUCCCUGCCCUCCUACCUUCUCUUUGGAGUCCAGCGUGAACUCAAUUUGGACCAAGACAAAAGAGUUUUGUUCCGUCUAUUCCCCAGAAGUCCAGACCCAGCCAAAGAAAGGGGCAGCUCUUCCUAAUGAAUCUGGUUGGUCUUCAGUAGAAUCCAAGGACUUAAAUGUACUGAGAAAGAGGAGAGGAAUGAGGCCAACAGCAGAAAGGGGAGGAGGGCAGGAACGGGCCCCACGGGAAACACAUCUGCCCUAGGGUGAGAUGCCUGAUGGGGGAUCAGCUCAGCCUCCCAGCUGCAGCUCAAAAGAUGUGUGUGUGUGUGUGUGUGUGUGUGCGCGCGCGCGCGCACGCGCGCGUGUGUGUGCGUGUGCGUGAGAGACAGAGAGACAGGAGACAGAGAGAGACAGAGAAAAGGCAGGGUCCUUUACAUGAACAUGGCCACGCAUGAUGUCCACAAACUGUUGCUAUUAAAAACACCUUUCCAAAGCCCUAGUGUUUACAUCCUUCUAAGAAAAAGCC
Messenger RNA from Orcinus orca (killer whale), 4503 nucleotides. RefSeq names its product calcium voltage-gated channel auxiliary subunit alpha2delta 4 (gene CACNA2D4). The transcript has 41 exons. The record is from RefSeq and is a predicted model, not a curated record. Gene Ontology annotation, cellular component: voltage-gated calcium channel complex. Gene Ontology annotation, molecular function: voltage-gated calcium channel activity. Lineage: Eukaryota; Metazoa; Chordata; Mammalia; Artiodactyla; Delphinidae. Bases 1 to 3753 code for a protein of 1250 amino acids.